CUAUUUGCUUUUGCUGAUCAGUCUCCUACAGAAAAACACAGCAGCACAAAAACAAACAAUUUUGUAGUAGAACCAAAACCUUUUUCUGAAAAAAAAGUGUUGGGAAAAGAACUUUGAUUCCCAUACUGAAAAUUUAAGAGGAUUUGGUAAUGAAAAAGGGAUUCGCAUAAUCCAAAAAUAUAGUAAAAAAACAAAUAGAAAAUAUUAGAAAUAGAGAUAGAGAUAGAGUUAUAGAGAGGUGAAGUGUCAAUUUUGGAGAAGAAUACAUUCUUCUUGAAUAUAUAUGAUUCUUAAGGGCAUAGUCGGUUGAUGGAAAAUUUUGACAAUAAUCAUAUGUUCAUUUAGUUUCUUUUUCCUUUUUCCUUUUUGCCCUUUAAUCUUUUUACGGUGUCUAAAUUCUGGGUUUAUUCUUAUUCUUAUUUUCAUAUAAAUUUUGUUGUUUUGUUCUGAUUGUUCAAGUUUAGAAGAAGGGAUCUAAGCUUAUUUAUCUAUUCAAAAGUUGCUUAGAGAAUUUCUUAUUUAAGUGAUUGAAUGACUUGCUUGAUGAAUCUCAUUGAUGAGGAUUCUGAAAUCAAUGCCGACCCGCUCGGUCCUGUAUCGUGUAUCGGUGUGGAGAAUGUUGAAAGGCCUAAUAAGAAGGUCUUCUCGAAUGGAGAUUUAUAUGUUGGUGAUUUUAAGGCAGCUCUUCCCCAUGGCAAGGGGAAGUAUACGUGGUCAAACGGAAUGGUUUAUGAGGGUGAUUGGGAAGCAGGGAAAAUGAUAGGUAAAGGAUUGUUACUUUGGCCAUCGGGAGAAAGAUACAACGGUGAUAUCUCGGGGGGUUACCUUCAUGGUUUUGGCACGCUUACAUCACCUGAUGGAUCCGUGUACGAAGGACAAUGGAGGAUGAAUAUACAGCAUGGAUUUGGAAAAAAGAAGUAUGCUAAUUCAGAUGUUUAUGAAGGGGAAUGGAAGGAAGGUGAGCAUGAAGGUAAUGGUAGAUACUUUUGGAACAAUGGAAACAAAUAUACCGGGAAUUGGAAACGCGGGAAAAUGCAUGGUAGAGGUGUUAUGGAAUGGGUAAAUGGUGAUAAGUACAAUGGUUGUUGGUUAAAUGGUUUGAGACAUGGGUCGGGAAUUUAUCAAUAUGCCGAUGGGGGAUACUAUUUUGGAACAUGGACCAGGGGGCUUAAGGAUGGUAAAGGAGUUUUCUAUCCUGCUGGUAGUAAACGCCCUUCUCUAAAGAACUUUUGUAUCUCUCUGGGAUAUGAUAAUGGUCCUAAAAGUGUGUUGUCUCAAUGCUCAUCAUUAAAUUUGGAGGGAAGCACAGUCAAGAAACGAAGUGUUAGGCGUAGUGUUUCCGAGAAGAUCUCAGUGAGUGGAGUUCUAAGAAGUUCAGGUCGAAUAUCGCAUAAGAGUGCUGAGAGUUCUAGACAUUCUGAUUCCACUAGAGAAUCCAGGCACCAUUAUUCCUCAGGCACAUUCUCCUUUGAUUCCGAUGGCGGUCAAAGUGAGGUGCAAGAAAAUACUGCAGUAGUUUACGAGAGGGAAUACAUGCAAGGAGUUAUGAUCAAAGAGAGAGUCCGAGGUUACACUGAAUUACCAAAGAAGGCCGAAAAGAAAACUAAACAUCACGCCAAAGAAACCAAAAAGAGUUCAUGUUUUGGCAUUUUCAAAGGCAAAAACAGCUAUCAUUUGAUGCUUAAUUUGCAACUUGGUAUAAGGUAUACUGUUGGCAAGAUAACACCGGUCCCUAAGCGUGAGGUUCGAACUGCUGAUUUUGGCCAUCGAGCCAGAAUUACUAUGUUUUUCCCUAGAAGGGGUUCACAGUUUACGCCUCCACACAAAUCUGUUGAUUUUUACUGGAAAGAUUAUUGUCCUAUGGUUUUCAGGAACUUGAGGGAGAUGUUCAAGCUAGAUGCAGCUGAGUACAUGAUGUCCAUUUGUGGUGAUGAUGGUCUCACAGAGAUUUCUUCUCCAGGAAAAAGUGGAAGUAUCUUCUAUCUAUCUCAUGAUGAUAGAUUUGUGAUCAAAACAUUGAAAAAAUCAGAGCUCAAGGUUUUACUGAAGAUGUUGCCUAAAUAUUAUAAUCACGUGAAAGAACAUGAAAAUACUCUCAUAACAAAGUUUUUCGGGCUCCACCAGAUAACUGUACAUGACAAAAGAAAGGUGCGGUUUGUGGUUAUGGGGAAUAUGUUUUGCACAGAACUGCGAAUUCAUCGUCGUUAUGAUCUAAAGGGAUCAACUCACGGAAGAUGUACUGAUAAAGAUAAAAUUCACGAAAAUACUACAUUGAAGGAUCUUGAUCUGUCGUAUGAGUUUCAAAUGGACAAAUCAUUGCAGAAAUUCUUUUUUCACCAAAUUGCUCUAGACUGCAAUUUCUUGAAAUCUCAACAUAUAAUUGAUUAUAGCCUUCUAUUGGGGCUACAUUUUAGAGCUCCUGAGCAACUAAAUGGCCUGCUAGAACCUCCCAUGAUGCCUAAUAUCGAGAGUUCACCGGCGGGUCAAGAUGGAGAAGUGUUAUUCCCCUCAAAAGGCUUGUUGCUUGUGGCCCAUGAACCGAGCUCCGUUAGCACUGAUCCCGGUCCUCAUAUUAGAGGAAGACCCUUAAGAGCUUUCUCUCUAGGUGACAAGGAAGUCGAUGUUUUGGUUCCCGGUACUGGAAGGUUACAGGUACAACUAGGAGUGAACAUGCCCGCACAAGCUAACCAAAAGCUUUCCCGGGAUGAAGCAGAUUCAGCUGAAGUCGAACUUUUCGAGGUUUAUGAUGUGGUUAUCUAUAUGGGAAUUAUUGACAUUUUACAGGAAUACAAUGCAAAGAAAAAGGCCGAGCAUGCAUGCAAAUCGGUGAAAUUUGAUCCCUUGUCAAUAUCUGUUGUUGAACCCGAGCUUUAUGCUCAACGUUUCAUCAAUUUCUUAAAGCAAAAAGUUUUCCCGGAACAACCAUGAAAAAAAAACAGAUAUAUCUAUCUGUUUCUACCAUUGCUUCUAUAUUUUGGCUCACGUUGACAAAAUUCUUCUGUUACUUUGACAAAAUCGAUAAGCCAAUAACUAUCUGUACCUAUUGUAUUGUUUGCAAGUGAUAUUGAGAAUGUCUAAUAGCUGAGAAUUAAUCAAGCUUUGGUUCUGUAUGCAUUUUGUUUCCAAUAACUGAGAAUUACAUCUUGAAAUUCUAAAA
Gossypium arboreum is the source of this 3157-nucleotide messenger RNA. RefSeq names its product phosphatidylinositol 4-phosphate 5-kinase 8-like. NCBI's taxonomy places the organism in Eukaryota, Viridiplantae, Streptophyta, Magnoliopsida, Malvales, Malvaceae. The record is from RefSeq and is a predicted model, not a curated record. Gene Ontology annotation, molecular function: ATP binding; 1-phosphatidylinositol-4-phosphate 5-kinase activity. The transcript is spliced from 10 exons. Gene Ontology annotation, biological process: phosphatidylinositol metabolic process. Bases 532 to 2928 code for a protein of 798 amino acids.